GGCUGUAAGGACCUUGCCACCCCAGAGCAGUGGUCCUUGUGCCUCCCUGCCCCUUGAGAGCAGUCCAGACCAGGGUGUUGGCCAUGUCCCAACUGGUGGAGUGUGUCCCCAACUUCUCAGAGGGGAACAACAAGGAGGUGAUUGAUGCCAUCUCAGGGGCCAUUGCACAGACCCCGGGCUGUGUGCUGCUGGAUGUGGAUGCAGGCCCGUCCACCAACAGGACCGUCUGCACCUUUGUGGGGCGGCCGGAGUGUGUGGUCAGCGGCGCGCUCAAUGCUGCCCGAAUAGCCUGGCGGCUCAUCGACAUGAGCCAGCACCGAGGGGAGCACCCUCGCAUGGGUGCCCUGGACGUCUGCCCCUUCAUCCCGGUGAGGGGUGUCAGCAUGGAGGACUGUGUGCUGUGUGCCCAGGCCUUUGGCCAGCAGCUGGCAGAGGAGCUCAGCGUGCCAGUGUACCUGUACGGCGAGGCAGCGAAGGUGGCCGGUCGCCGCUCCCUGCCAGCCGUCCGGGCCGGAGAGUAUGAGGGGCUGCCUGAGAAGCUCAAGCAGGCCGAGUGGGCCCCUGACUUUGGCCCUAGCACCUUUGUCCCCAGCUGGGGGGCCACCGUUACGGGGGCACGGAAGUUCCUCAUCGCCUUCAACAUCAACCUGCUGGGCACCAAGGAGCAGGCCCACCGUAUUGCCCUCAACCUUCGGGAGCAGGGCCGAGGGAAGGACCAGCCAGGCCGUCUGAAGAAGGUGCAGGGAAUUGGCUGGUACCUGGAGGAGAAGAAGCUGGCUCAGGUGUCCACCAAUCUCCUGGACUUCGAGGUCACGGCACUGCACACGGUCUACGAGGAGACCUGUAGGGAAGCCCAGGAGCUGAGCCUCCCUGUGGUGGGCUCACAGCUGGUGGGCCUGGUGCCCCUGCAGGCCCUGCUGGAUGCCGCAGCCUUCUACUGCCACAGGGAGAACCUAUUCGUGUUGGAGGAGGAGCACCGGAUCAGGCUGCUUCCCGAGGCAUCUGUGCAGAGCUUGCCUCAGGCUGGCAGAUUCUGGCGCCCGGCUCUGGGGCCUGCAGCUUCUUGGCCCUGGAGGCUGUGCCCGGCCAGUGUACCUGUCACUUCUGCUCUUCCCAGGAAGGGACCUCUGGCACAGGGGGUGGUGAGCAGGCUGGGGCUGGACUCCCUGGCACCCUUCAGCCCCGCGGAGCGUGUCAUCGACCCUGUCCCCGCCGCUGAGCCCCUGCCCCGCAGGUAUUUGGUCCCCGAGGGCCCAGAGCAGAGCCUGCUGGACUUGUCCCUCCGAGACUUUGUCCGUGAGGUGGGCGCCCGCUCAGCGGCCCCUGGCGGCGGCUCAGUGGCUGCAGCUGCUGGUGCCAUGGGUGCGGCGCUGGCCUGUAUGGCUGGCCAGGUGACCUACGGGCGGCGCCGCUUUGAACACCUGGAUGCGGCCAUGCGGCGGCUAAUCCCACCCUUCCACAAGGCAGCGGCCCAGCUGGCCCCACUGGUGGACGCUGAUGCCCAGGCCUUUGCUGCCUGCCUGGAGGCGAUGAAGCUGCCCAGGAACACACCUGAGGAGGGUAACAGACAUGCAGCUGUCCUGCAGCAGAGGCUGAGGCAGGCAGUUGAAGUGCCCCUGGCGCUGGCGGAGACGGUGUCCCCACUGUGGCCAGUGCUACGGGAGCUGGCCCUCUGUGGGAACCUGGCCUGCCGGUCGGACCUGCAGGUAGCAGCCAAAGCCUUGGAGACCAGCGUGUUUGGUGCAUACUUCAAUGUGCUCACCAACCUGCGAGACAUGGCCGAUGAGGCAUUCAAGGAGCAGAUCCACCAGCGCAUCUCCAGCCUCCUGCAGGAAGCCAAGAGCCAGGCCGUGUUGGUGCUGGACAGCCUAGAGGCCCGGCGGGAAUGACAGCCAGCAGGGACCUUCCUGUCCAAUGAGGCCCUCAUUCCCCUUUGGGCGGGGCUCCACACAUAGCUUGUUCCCUAGGGUCAGAGGGUGUGUGGAGAACAGGGUGGGGCUUGGGCCAGGGCCUGUCUGGGUCCCCUGCAGGCACAGUCUGUCACCCUCAAUCACCUGUGGCCACCAGUAAAGUCUGAACACCCAAUGUGUAUGGGGUGUCUGGGCUUGGGGCAGGGACAGGGGACCCUGUGGUGGGAAGAGCUGAGGGUGCCCAGCUGCAGUGGGGCUGUGGGCACCAGGCUCAAUGUGGCCGCACAGGGCUCUGAUCUGGGACAGGAGCCGCCAGAGGGCACAGGACAGCAGGCACAGAGGCUCUGUCGGUCCUUGUGGCUUCAUAGGGCUGCAUGCCUCAGUUCCCUGUGGUGAUUAAAGGCUCACUACCCUGUUA
Messenger RNA from Heterocephalus glaber (naked mole-rat), 2328 nucleotides. NCBI's taxonomy places the organism in Eukaryota, Metazoa, Chordata, Mammalia, Rodentia, Bathyergidae. The record is from RefSeq and is a predicted model, not a curated record.